AUGAAAUAUUACAAAAAAAAGGACUCUACAACUUCAAUUCGUAAUAGGCGUAAUAGGCGUCAUUCACCAUAUAAUUACUCAACACAGAAUAAUAAUUCAAGAACAUCGUCUUCUAAAAAUGACACUUUUAUAUCAAAACCACCAAGCUCAUCAAACGAUAGCAAUAAUGAUUCACUAUCUUUAGAUGACUUAAUGAAUAGGCUUUUUAUAAAUACUCACAAAUCUAUGGUGGAUCUUGAAGAAUUUAUUCGGAAGCUGAAUAAACAAAAUGAAAAAUUGACAAAAAUAAUAGAAAAGCAGAGUGAAGAAUUGAAAGAGUUAAAAACAUAUUUGAAAACACUGAAUGAAAUAUUGAAAUCACUAGAUGCGAAGUAUAUAACGCAUAGGCCGUUGAUUAGUACAGGCAUACCGAUAGUUUUCAUAAGUCCUGUGAUUCUAUUGUUGAGAAUGUUACAGUGA
This is a messenger RNA of Dentiscutata heterogama, 459 nucleotides long. The record is from the annotation of a GenBank genome assembly. NCBI's taxonomy places the organism in Eukaryota, Fungi, Glomeromycota, Glomeromycetes, Diversisporales, Gigasporaceae.